Monoraphidium neglectum is the source of this 1116-nucleotide messenger RNA. RefSeq lists its product as hypothetical. The record is from RefSeq and is a predicted model, not a curated record. Bases 1 to 1116 code for a protein of 371 amino acids. The transcript has 5 exons. NCBI's taxonomy places the organism in Eukaryota, Viridiplantae, Chlorophyta, Chlorophyceae, Sphaeropleales, Selenastraceae.
AUGGCGGGGUUAGCGUCGGAGGUGCAGCAGAAGCUGGCGCAGGUGCUGUCCCUGUCAGCGCAGAACUACAUGCUCAAGAUCAGGGAGACUGUGCUGGAGCAGACGAUAAUCUCCUUAGACAGCUGUGCAGCGCAGGGGGCUCCAGGCGCGCCCCUCAGCAGCAGCCCCGCCAGCAGCGGCCCAGGGCCGGCCUUUGCAGCGGCCGCCACGCCGGGCGCAACCAGCAGCGGCAGCAGCUUCGGCGCCGCCGCCGCCGCCGCAGCCGCCGUGCGGCCCAACAGCGCGGCGGCGACCCCGCCGGCCCAGGAGGAAGUGUCGAGUGCUGCACCGCUGCAGCAGCACCAUCCCCCACACCAGCAGGAGCCGCAGCCGCGUUCCCAGGCGUUCCUGCAGCUUGCUGACGCGUUCCGCUCCCUCCAUGCCAAGCUGCUCCGCCUCGCGGAGGGCGCUGGCGGGGUGGCGGGCCGCGUGCAGGGCGUAAGUGGCAGCGAGGGCGGCGACGCCACGCGGCCGCUUGCGAGCCCCUUUCCCCAGCAGCAUGCGCUCCUACGGUUGUUUAUGGCGCUGAGCCCCGAGGAGAUGCACACUUUCAUAUCCACAAACAUGGACUCUGGGGAGGUGGAGAGUGUUCCCAACGAGAAGUGGCGCCAGGUGGCAGCAGCUGUGGAGCUCAGCCCUGAGCAAGAGCAGCGCGCCGGCGUCGCGUUCGACAACUUUUUUAGCAACAUGGACAGGGUGAUGGACGAGCGCCGGGACCUGCAGCGCAGCCUGGCGGACGCGAUGCAGAGAGCACAGCACGGCAACGCGGCAGCGGCGGCAUCUGCAGAGGGGCCGGCGGCCGACGCGGCAGGGGUGGCGGGCGAGGAGGGGGCCAGCAGAACGGAGGCGGCAGCCGCUGGUGGGGGCACGCAGAUCGAGGCGGCGGUUGAGUGUGAGGAGCUGCUGCACUUGCUCAGGAGCAAUAUGGUGCGGGAGGACCAGGUCUGGAAUACCAUGUCUUGGACCCUCAAGACCAUCAUCGAGCCAGAGCCGCUGGGGGCCUGCCUGCUGCAGAGCUGGUGCGGCGCCGACCCCAUGCGCAUUUGUGCCAUCCGUUUGUGCCGGCCCGCCGCGUAG